AUGACCAGAAGCUUAGGCAAGUUUGUGAAGGUGUUGGCCACCAAAUCUACAUCUAAGAAGGUCGUUUUUGGAGAUGUGACGAAAAAGGAAUCCAUAAUCUAUGAACGUGCAAUGCUGUGCGCUUUUGACUUCAACUGCAGCAGUUCGGACGAACUGUCAUUUCGGCGUGGUGAUAUUCUUCUCGUUGAGACACCUGUUUCUCUGUCUUUCGUGCGUGCCACCAACAAUAGCAGCUAUAGCUGCAAAAAAAGUUCCAUUAUGACCAAAGCUGGUGAAAACCAAUGGCUGAGGGCUCGUGAUUGGCGAAAUGGUAAUGUUGGCCUGGUGCCCACAAACUUCCUAACUGAUGAAACUGGCACAUCUGUGGUCUUUGAUGCUUUCCAGUGCAUUUCAAGAGCAGAAGCUGAGGCUCAACUACUUCUGCCCGUCAUUCAGUCUGGCACCUUUAUAGUACGUCCUACCAAAGAUGUGGGAAGGCUCACGCUCUCGGUGUUGGUAAGGGAGAAUUCAAGCGCCUAUGUUCAACACUACCACAUAAAUUAUGAUGCCGCAAGUAGAGAAUAUUACCUCAGUAGCGAUGAGAAAUGGAAAAGUCUGGGCGAACUAAUUAAGUUCUACUGUGUUUUGCGUAACACUAUCGUAUUUGAUGAUCGCGAAUACUCCGUUUUGCCUUUCGAUAAGUGUGGCGUCGGUUUGGCACCGAUAUCUGCCUAUUCCUAUUGGAUCAUGAAAGUCAAGAUGUGGCGGUGUAGGGUAGAUGGAAGAUAUGGCGAUGACGGGAUGCUAGCAACCUUCUUUUACACGCUCAAGGUGUUGAUUGGUUCUGUGAUCCUUUUGGCACAGAUAAGUGAUGGAAUGGCGUAUUUGGAGCGGCGCCGAGCUGUUCACAACGAUUUAAGAGCAGCAAAUAUUUUAGUGGAUGCAGAUAAUUCAGUAAAGGUGGCCGAUUUUGGACUGACAAAAAUUCUCCACAAUGAUGGCCGUGAUAUAUGUGACAUCUCCGAUGACAACGAUGUGAUUACUGCGGUUGAGAAUGGCUACCGACUGUGCAAUCCCAGGGAACUCGGAUAUCAGUGCGAGGAUAGGAUUUACGCCAAGAUGCAGGCGUGUUGGAACUCCAAUCCUGAGGCGCGACCGUCCUUUGAGAGUCUCUGUGACUUUUUUAAGCCCUCGGAUGCAGCUAUUUCGUAG
Messenger RNA from Hydatigera taeniaeformis, 1191 nucleotides. The record is from the annotation of a GenBank genome assembly. Lineage: Eukaryota; Metazoa; Platyhelminthes; Cestoda; Cyclophyllidea; Taeniidae.